Molecule: messenger RNA, 267 nt
Organism: Entrophospora candida
Lineage: Eukaryota; Fungi; Glomeromycota; Glomeromycetes; Entrophosporales; Entrophosporaceae
Source: the annotation of a GenBank genome assembly
AUGGUUUGGUCUAUCAGCAUCACAUCUAAGGAAAUCAGUCUUGAUAAUGAUAGUAUUAGAUAUGGCGAUAAUGUUGGAGAUGAUAAUGCUGAAGAUAUCGAGAAUGUUAAAGAUACAAUAAUGGAAAGGAAAGUUUUUCUUGAUGAGCCAACAUUGUAUACAGAAAGAAAGAAUGGGAAACUUGGAUCACUUCCAGAAUUAUGUAAGAGGAUAACCAUUCGAAUUAUUGGUGAUGAAGAUAUUGCAGAAAAGUGCAAAACCUCAUAA